Molecule: messenger RNA, 4201 nt
Organism: Mya arenaria
Lineage: Eukaryota; Metazoa; Mollusca; Bivalvia; Myida; Myidae
Product: jmjC domain-containing protein D-like
Exons: 4
Coding region: 14-1765 (583 amino acids)
Molecular function (GO): 2-oxoglutarate-dependent dioxygenase activity
Source: RefSeq, a predicted model, not a curated record
CAUCGUGUCCAAGAUGGAUGCGCCCAGGUUAUUGUUUGUAAAUUUGACAGUUUUAUUAAUUUUGAUGCAUUUUGGUGUCAUUUCUCUAUGUCAUGCUUCAGUCUCACGCACAUCUUUUGAAGAAAACAUGCUUACACCAACGGAUGUGUUACAACUUUCAAAACAAUUCUGUAUUGUGACAUUAGCUCGCACACACGCAGAAUCAGGGUCCCCAGAACUACAGGAACUUGAGCCAGAGCAGGAGUUUCUGUUUCAAAUGUUAAUUGAGCUGGGUCAAGCCUAUCAAACAGAUAGCAAUGUUGUCCUGGGGUUUAUUUCUUUGGAAACAUUUGUUUGGCCAUCAGGAAAUCAUUUGAGAUUUGUAGAUUCUGAUGUGCAGACAACUGACUUACAGGAUGUAAACCUCAUCAUCUUUCCCAGACAGGUGCAGGACAGAACUUGCCUUUCUAACACAGGCAUGAACACCAAAGAACCAAAGGCAGAACUGUAUAGAGGUUUAUCAAAUGUAAAUGUCAUUGUUGAAUAUGUCAACACAAAAUGUGGCUCCUAUCAAAAAGCCAAUGGAGGAAUAACCAUAGAAGGCUUGCAUCGCAAAGAAGUCCUCAGCACACUUUAUUAUGUUGGACAUCAUGAUGAAGAAGCUUUAGAUAUGAAGACAUUACAUUCCAAAAAUGUUAAAACAAGCCAUAAUCAAAACUGUGAUAAAGAAACAUGUUCAAUUGAACAUUCUAAAGGCAACUUGUUUUCAAAAGGUUUUAGCCGUUACACGAAUCAAAAUGAUAUUUUUAAAAAUGUUGAUCUAGGAAUGGCAAAAUGUGACAGAAUCAACAUGCCAACAAAGGAAGAGUUCUUUCAUAGCUAUCUCAAAUCAUCAAAACCCGUUGUCAUCAAAAAUGCCCUUCAUGAAUGGCCAGCAAUGAAGAAAUGGACCAAUGAAUACUUCAUGAAAAACUAUGGCAACCAAAAGGUACAUAUAAAAUUGACACCAUUGGGUGAGUUUGAAGGGGUUGAUUUAGCUUCAAACUUUGAAAAUUAUGGUCACUUUGAAAUCCCUCAAUAUAUUACAGACCAACUUCUCUUCCCAGACUUAGUUGUGGUACGACCAGCUACAAGGAAUAUGAAAUUUUCUGAAUUUCUGGAACUGGUAUCAACAGUUGCAAAUGGGACAAAAAAGAAUUGUUCAGCGUAUCUCGAAUAUUCAUCUAUAUCAGACAUAAAAGCGGAUUUGGAGAAUGACAUUGUAGAGUUGCCUCUCCUUAAAGACAUGCUGGCAUUGAAGCAUCUCAAUAUUUGGCUAAGUGAUGGUGACACACUGGGAAAACUUCAUUUUGAUCCAUUCGACAACUUUUUAUGUCAGAUAAGUGGCAGAAAACAAGUUAUCUUAUUUGAGCCGCAUGACAAUAGAAGACUUUAUGAAGCUCACAUUCCUGAAGCAGUCCUUGGUUAUGAUUCAGACACAAACACAUUCAGGAAAGAGGCCUUAGUUGACAGCACAUCUAUGGUCAUGUCACCAGUAGACAUCACAAACCCUGACUUUGAGCGGUUUCCACUUUUUGAGACUGUGCGACCUUUGAACUGCACGAUAGAUGAAGGAGACGUCCUGUUUAUGCCUGCCUUUUGGUGGCAUGAGGUCCAAUCCUUCCCCAGCCAACAACAGAGACGCAACCUGGCUGUCAACUUUUGGUACGAUCCAUUUCUUGUAAAAGAGUUCCCAUGCCAGGAAUGCCAGUUGGACAUUAACCCAAAAUACAGACAUCUGUUAUAAAUUUGCUCAAUACAUGGACUGUGCAUUUUACUUUUUUAUUGACUGAUUGUUUAUUAACCUUUAGUUUAUUGUUCUUUUGAAUGGUCUGUACCGAUUCUCUUGGAAUCCUGUAAUAACAUAAAGUGUUAAAAUUUCCAUUUUGUAACAUUUUAUGUGUUAUAAAACAUAUUGUUUAUAGUCUUUUCAGUAAAGUGUAAUUUGUAACUGUAACUCAUUCACAAACAUUCCAGAUACAUGUACAUGUCUGAAUAUAAAAGACAGAUGAUCUUAAGUAAUGUAACCUUUUUUUAUUAAAAUCUACAUUUUAAAAGCUAUGGUAUGGUUAAAAUCCACCCUUGUAAAUCAUACAGUUAAAUGUUUUUUUGAAAAAGAACCAUUAUGAGCUUAGAGGUAAACAAUAAAAUCACCAUGGUAACGCAUUACCGGCAUAGUCCAAUUGGGUUGCGUGGUAAUACAGGAAUCAAGUUGAUUCUGCAUAAAACAAUUAAUUGUACACUGAUCAGAACAUGCUUAAAAGUAAGGGUUUGUAUUUCAAAUUUUAUUGAAAUUGGUUAAAAAAUGAAAAAGUUGUAGUAAUACUGCGAAUAUUGAUCGGAAAUCGAAGUGAAAUCCAGUUUUGGAGAAGUGAAAUCCACUCAUAACUCGUCUUUUUUAACAGUUAUUUUUUUAUUGAACAUACAUGUAUAUUGGAAUAUGCUUUAUAAAGGAUUCAUAUUUCAAAUAUUUGAAAAUGUUAUACAUGUAGAAAUAUUUUGAAAAAAUGUACAUAAAUCGUGGUGAAAUCCAAAUGUGGAGAAGUGAAGUCCACUAAGAACUCCGCUAUGUUCCCAAUUUAAAAGUGCAUAUGAGGUAUUAUUAUCCCCCGCUGAAUUGAAGGUUUCGGGAGGGGGAUAUUGUUUUGGCGUUGCCUGUCCGUCUGUCAUUCCGUCCGUCCAUCCGUCCGGAACCAUAUCUUGGAAGGCAUUGAUUAGAAUAUGUUCAAACUUGGUCAGAAUGUUGCCCUUGAUCAAAUCUCGACCACUUGCAAAAGUGGGUCACAUGGGGUCAAAAACUAGGUAACUAGGUCAAAUCUUAGAAAAAAAUUAGGAACAAAUUAAAGGGGUAAAAAUAUUCAUUAAACAAAAUGUUUUCCUUGAUGAACUCUUGGACGUAUAUAAAACUGGGUCACAUAUGAUUGACCUAUAGGUCACUAGGUCAAAUCUUAGAAAAAUCUUGUCAGGAACCAUAUCAUGGUUAUGAUUGGUCAGAUUAUGUUUAAACUUGGUCAGGAUGUAACCCUUGAUGAAAUAUGGACCACAUGUAAAAGUGGGUCACAUGGGUCAAAAUUUAGGUCACUAGGUUAAAUCUUAGAAAAGUCUUUGGAAAAAACUAAAGGCAUUAUACAUGGUCAAAAACUCAUGGAAUUAUUCAAAUUGUUUUCCUUGAUGAACUCUUGGAGGUAUAUAAAACUGGGUCACAUAUGAUCAAAAAUUAGGUCACGAGGUCAAAAUCUUAGAAAAAACUUGUCAGGAACCAUAUCAUGUUUAAACUUGGUCAGGAUGUACCCCUUGAUGAAAUAUGGACCGCUUGUAAAAGUGUGUCACAUGGGGUCAAAAACUAGGUCACUAGCUCAAAUAUUAGAAAAAUCUUUGGAACACAUUUGAGGCAUUAUGUAUGGUCUAAUAUUCAUGAAACGUGAUUAGAAUGUUUCCUUGAUGAACUCUUUGACAUGUUUAAAAGUGGGUCACAUGUGAUAAAAAAAAUUAGAAAAUUGGGUCACAUAUGAUAAGAAAUAGGUCACUAGGUCAAAUUUUACAAAAAAUCUUGUCCGAAACCAUUUCAUGGUAGUGAUUGGUCGUUUAUGUUCAUACAUUAUGACUGAACACAUGAUAAUAUUUCUAAACAAACUCAUAUCCAACGUUCAUAACGGUCCAUUUCUCUGCUGCCAUAUUACAUGUAAAAGUAGGAAUAUUCCAACUACUUUUCAUUUUCAAUCAAUGAGCUUUGCCUAAUCAGGCGGGGGAUAUCAAUUCAACGAAUUUGCUUGUUAUUACUAUGAGGUUAAAUCGUCUAGUUGUGUAUUCAUAAUUGUUUAAAAAAUGAAGAAAAACAAAAUCCAUACACAUCCAGGCCAUAUCACGUGGAGGGUUAAUAAAUAACCCGAAAAGUGUUUAGUAUUACUUGUUUAUGUCUUAACUUUAUUUAUAUGGUUAUUUUACAUGUACAUUAGUUGGUAUACGUAAUUAUACAGUUUUUAAAAUAAAAAAAUAUGCAAGCACAACAUGAUUAACCAAUUUAAAUCAUUUGUAAGUGUGACUUUGUUUAACUUGAUUUACAAUAAUGAGAUAUAAUGAAAAGGUGUAUCCACAACAUGAAUGAAAACAACAAAAAUGGUAUUUCGUGAGUAUGUGCACUGCCACGUGUACGUGCUGGGCUUCUGUGGGUUUAGGGUCCUGU